UUCUGUGCAGAUUAUGGUUAAGAGUUUGUGUUCAAUGUAUGUUUUUUUUCACCACAACUAUUAUGUAUCUUGACUUUUUGUUGCAUGUAGGAAUUUUAAUUGGAUCUAUUCUACUCUGUGCCAAAAAAGUCUCAUCCUAAACAAUUAAAGUGUGAUUUGCCAUUAACAAGAGGAAAUCAUUAGAAUCAGGUAAUGCACUUAGUUACUGCUCCGUUUGAAGUUUGGAUGUUCAAAAGAUGUGGUGAAUACAGUGAUGUACAACAGUGAUUAGACAAAGUCUUAAGUUUGAUUUUAAAGUAAUCAAUUUUUUAAUCAGAUUCAUUUGGAAGGAAUUAACAAAGAGUUUGAUCAAUUAUUUUGUCAAAAACUUCAUAAAUUUUCAUAUUUUUUUUUAGUAUACUACAAGUAUGCAAAAUUUUCAAUUGAAAUGGAUUUUACACCGUGGAAUAGCUUUUAGGUAGAAUAUAAAUGAACAAAUGUGAACAAAAUAGAUGAUUGCAUGUCAAGGGAAAAUUUAGCUUGUUAGUCUGAAACACAUGUCAAAAGGGACAUUAAUCUACAAACUUGUACAAAGGCUAGACAUUUAAACCUCUAAGGAACUACAUUUUAAUCAGUAUAUGUUUUUUGAUUAGUAAAUGGACGUGGAUAAGAGGUCUGUACUUAUCAAUAGUUAUGAAUUGCAAAGGAUUAAAAUUGCAAAGUCAGAAUAAGUCGGGAUAGAAAUAUUUUAAAAAGAGAAAAAUAACAGCGUAUUUUAACUUCUUUCCGUUGGGAUAAGAAGGAUUGAAAUAACUUAACCAAUAGGUAAAAAUCAUGAAGUGGAAACGAUUAAAGCGUUGUGUUAUGUUAAAGAAUUAAUUUGGGAUUAACGUCAACAAUCAAUGGAGAAGAAGAAUGGUCAAAAACUUAUUAAACAUGUGAAAGGACUGUUCAGUGAGAAGUGUAAAUCUACAGGGAGCAUAGAGUUUGUAUUUCCUCCGUGCAAAAAUGAGAAUGCGGAUAUGUGUUGGAUUUCAAACAGCAUGGCAAAUGUUCAGUUUAAAAAAUUGGGUGAAUCCUCAACAAUGCCUAAAAUAAAAAAGAAACAUAAGAAAACAUCUCCAGAAUGGCUAACCAUGGCCAGGCACACAAAUCGAAGUAGCCUGAGAGAAAAACUACAAGAGGAAUUUCUAUCCUGUAAGAUAUGCUUAGAGCCAUUUAUUAGACCAAAGGCAUUACCGUGUUUGCACAGUUUCUGUGAAGCAUGCCUCAAAGACUAUGUUCGUAGACAUCCAGGUGAACGACCAGGACAUUUUCCAUGCCCUAUGUGUAGAAAAGACACAAAGAUUCCCCCAGGUGGGAUAAACGAUUUUCAGGAUAAUUUUGUUCUGCUUAGUUUAAGUGACACUCUUGAAGAGGAUGAUGUAGAAACGUGGAACUUAAAUCAUUCUGGGAGUUUUAACCAAGGAACAAGCCACUUUUCACCUCCAAAGCCAUUGGCACCUUUGACGCCACAAGAACAAUAUCUAAGGACAUAUGAUUGGUAUUUUGGCAAGGUGAGCCGGCAUGCUUCAGAAGAAUGGUUGUUGUCACCAGGUUAUCCGAAAGGUACAUUCCUUAUUAGACAGGGAGAGGCUGCUCCAGACACGUAUACUUUAUCUGUUAGAGACUGUGAUGAACUUAGAGGCUUUUUAGUCAAACAUUAUAAAAUUCAUAAAGAAACCAAUAAUGAUGGGUUACCUUGUAUAGAAUAUUAUUAUAUUACUCCAAAACGACGGUUCCGGUCCUUACAAGAUUUAGUCACACAUUAUAAAGAGUCACCUGAUGGGUUGUGCUGUAAACUGUUACAAGCUUGUUUAAAGCCACGAUCAUUAUUGUGGGCAUUUGAACGAGGAAACCCUGAUGAGUUCCAUACUGAGAGGGAGUCUAUAGUUUUAAUUAAGAAACUCGGCAGUGGGCAGUUUGCUGAGGUCUGGUUAGGUUCAUGGCAUGGUUCUCGACAAGUGGCUGUUAAAAUUCAGAAGAGGGAUGCCGUAACGACGUCUGCAUUCUUGGAUGAAAGUCAAAUUUUAAAACAAUUACAGCAUAUAAAUGUGAUAAAACUUUUAGCAGUGUCUAGUGAAACUGAACCAAUUUAUAUAUUAACAGAAUAUAUGCCAAAUGGACGAUUAUCGAUGUAUUUACGGGAGGGAAAGGGGAAAGAUCUGUCAGUGACACAGUUGUUGUGGAUUGCUGCACAGAUUGCUGAGGGCAUGUGUUACAUGGAAAAGGAAAAAUUUGUACAUCGGAACCUUGGUGCAAGAAAUAUACUUGUUGGGGAGGGUAAUAAUGUAAAAAUAGCCGGUCUUGGAAUGACUAAAGUUGUUGAUGAUCCUGAUUUUAAUUUCAGAAGAGGACUGAAGAUGGCAAUCAAGUGGAUGGCACCAGAAGUACUACUGUGUAACAAAUACAGUACCAAGGCUGAUAUAUGGUCAUAUGGAAUUGUCCUCAUAGAAAUCUUCACCUACGGAAAGGAACCUUAUGAAGGUAUGGGGUCAAAGGAAGCUUUUGAACUAGUGCAGAAAGGUUAUAGAAUACCGAAACCAGACAUUUGUCCGCGAGAGGUUUAUGAUGUUAUAUUAUCAUGUUGGAAUUGUAAUCCACCUCCACGGCCUUCAUUUGACUUCUUAAACACAUUUUUACACGACUAUCAGCCGACAUCAUGACAUAGGACUCUAUUAAUUGCUUGAUACUUAGUGUUUUGGCAGGUUUUUGCUGAAAUAUUUUUUAUGUGUUCAAAAUACAUAGAGGCAGGGUACAUAGCCAGGAAUACUGCCACAAAUGUGAAUAUAUUGGGCUAUUCAAGACAGUGCUGUUGGAAAGGAAUCAGAGAGCCGUAACUGUUUUUUGUUAUUGGUUGUAGAUGUUUGGUUAGAUAUGUGCUUAUUUGGUGCAAAAGGCUGCCAGUGUGGGAAGAAAGACAACUUAAGUUGAUACACUUGAUCUUUUUUUAGAAAGAAAUUUAUUGGUUUUUCAGUUUUCUUCCAUCUCUCUUCUUCAUUAAAUCAAUAAAUGAAAUGUCUUUGAUGAAAUGCUCAUAAGUUUAAGCAGAUAUGUUCAUGCCUAUCACAUAAUGUAAAACAUUCAGUCAUGCAUUCUACUGUGAAAAAAAAACAACCCAAACAAUUAGUUAAAAAAAUACAUUUAAAUUGAUGUAAGAGUUUGGUAUUCAAAUAUAUUAAAGCAUACUUUUAUUAUAUGGAAAGCUUUGUUUUGUUAUUUAAAAAAAUGUUGGAAAAUUUUAGUAGUGUUAUACUAAAAUUAAUUCUCUUUUUUUUGUGUACUCAAUAGAACCUUAAAAUAUUGCUGCAAGGGAAAAGUUUGUGUUCGGUUUAUAUAACAGAGUGAUACGUACCUAGGAAAAACAUCAUCAUGGAAAGUAAUCUUAAUCUGCAGCUUUGCCUAGCCCAGUUGCAUUCACCUCUACAGAAAAAUGACUUUUAAGGCUCCUAUUUUUUAUUAUCACAUUGAAUUCUAUGGUUUCUUAUAGCAAAAAAAGAAACACAUGAGAAUGCCUUAUUUAUGUAAGACUUAUACCAGAGUUUGAGGUUUUUAUGGUAAAUUCUUCUUUACCCACUUUUACUUUUGAAACUUAAAGGUUAGUCCAUCUUUUUUUCUCUCACCUAUAUCAGUCCUGUGGUUGCUUUUAAAAUAAGGGUUGGAUACUGGAAAUAAACUUUUUUUAUGUUUCCAUAGCAUGGGCAUUGAAAACAAAGUAUUGUUUCAAUUGAUUUUUUUUUGGGUGUGCUAAUGGAUAUUAUUGAUUAAUAAAUUAAUUUUCAAAAGUAACAAUAUGAAAGAAAAUCUUUUUCCCUUGGUAUGAUCAAUUAUUUACGUGUGCAAUGUAUAUAGAUUGUAAAGAAGUGAUAAGAGAAUGUUCUACAGGCAGCAGUUACAAAACUUAUAUAAUGGAGUAUGUGUUUAAUAUAUACAAGUGCUGUUUUUUUCUUUGGAUGAAUUUGUUUAAUUAGUAUUAUCUGAUUUUUGAUUUAUCAAUAUUUUUCUCAGAUCCAUAUGUUUUAAUUAUGUAUGUUUAUGGGGUUAAAAAAGCUGUGUAAUUAUUUACUGUCUUUUUGAUCAUGCAUGCAGUAAUGCUGAAAAUGAAAAUCAAUAUUUAUGUUUUGCAUGACGAGGGAUAUUCUGUAAAUAAUGAUAUUGGGUGUCAAAAGGCAUCCCCUAUAAAAUUUUAUGGGUAGUAGGAACUUUGCCCACCAUAGAAUCUGUUAGAAAUCACAAGGUGUUGAAUCAAAGAAAAAGAUCCUUUUGACUCCCAAAUUUAUUCAUUUCUGGAUAAGCCCUGAAAUAAAUGUUAUUUUGAUAAAUGAAUCAUGUUUAAAUUAAAGCAUCACAUGAAUUUAAUAUUGAUACUUAAUAUUGGUACAUUUGUAUAUGUGUUAAUGAGCAUACAAACUUGUAUUUUAUUCUCAGUCAAACAGCCAGUCAAUUUUAGACAAAUUUUCUCUUGGUCUUAUCAAUUAUUUACUUGUUCAAUGUAUAGAUGCAAAACAAGUGAAUUGUAUAGGCUCAUGUAGCUAUAAAUAGAGUCACAAGGGACACCGCUGUAUGAAAUGACCUAUCAAUUAGGGGUUACAUCAACUAGCUUGUACAUAAAGAGAUCAAAAUUAAAUAUUCAUAAAUGAUCAUAGUUAUGAUGUUGUUUGAAAUAAGAAAAUUAAAACAUCCCAUUUAUGACUUGAUCUUUGAAGUUUGUUUCAUGUAUUCAAAUUUAAGAGCAUGAAACAUAAAGUUUCUGAAUUGUGAAGCAUUUGGGAAUUUAAAAAUUUCUAUUUCUGAUUUAAGAAAAGUGUUCCUGGUCUACAGUCCAUUGAUAACUAAGACAAAUACCUAUAUAGCAUUGUUUUUAUAUCUGUAAAGUAUAUUUUGUAAUUUUUCAAACUAGUUUUAAGGAUUACAGGCAAAAAUAUUUUAUUCUAUCAUUUUUCAAUUUCAUUAAGAACAUUUCCUUGAAAUGUACAGUCUUUGAAUUUUGAAGGUGCAACUAUAUUAAAGAAAAAUACCCAAAUUAUUCAUUCAAAUUCUGUCUUAAUUCUGUUUGGCUUGUGUAGAAAAUUUUAACUGUGACAAAGAUUUUUCUUGGUAAAAUGCUCUUAAAAAACCCAACUGACUGGUUUCAGUACAAGUUUUAUGACUUAUCAUUUUGUUAUACUCACUGUAAACUGUUGCGGUGUAUUCUUGCAAUUUCAAAGGCCAAACCCUUUUGCAAGAUUAUAUUUUACAUUUUUGUUGUUUUUGAUUGCAAUCUAUCUUAAGAUUAAGUUUAUGGGGGGUUGUCAGUUAUUUUUCAUGAUUUUAUAAUAAUUGCAAAAUUAGCAAAAAUAAACCCCUCAUGUAAAUUUUCCACUUUACAAUAACGGACAAUUUAAAAUGUAUAGAUGUUCUAAAAAAAGUAACAUUUGAGCCAUUGAGGUACUAUAUGCAUAUAAAUUGUUAAAGGUGUUUCGUGUCUAGACCAUACUUAAAAAUUUAAUUAUAUGUUCCCCUUAAGAGCCCAAUAUAAUUUUUUCACGAAUCAAUUCUUGGUUAGAAAAUAUAACAGGGAACAGAAAUAAUGAAUAAAAUAUGAGAAUAUUUUAUGUAUAAUUUACCUAUUAUAUUAUGUCAUUUUCGUUUUUGGUAAUUGUAUAUUUCAUUCAAAAAAUAAAAAAUAUACAAUGCAGCUUUCAGGAUGAUAUAAUAUGGUAUACAUUUAACAAUUGUUCUGUCUGUUAUUGAGGAUGAUAUAUUAUAUGGUAUACAUUUAGCAAUUGUUCUGUCUGUUAAUGAAACACAAUAAUUAGACUUCCUUGUCUACUGGUGUUUCAACUUGAGUGCUUAUUGUGACGUCAUAGUUUUGGUUUCGGUAUGUAAAUUCUGAAUUUGUUUAAUUUUAAAGUUACUAACAGAAGGCAAUCCGUGUUGAGAAUAUGGAUUUACUUUAUUUCAAAAUAAAAUAUUUGGUUAAAGGGGCAAAUUGAAUGAUUAAUUGUAAAACUUUUUAAUUUAAAAUAAAAAGAUUUUAGCAGUAAAUUUACAAAAAACAGUUUACAUUUAGGCAAAGGAAAAAAUGUGUAGGCCCUCAUGGAGUUUUCUGUUCCUUUUCUGAACUACAGAUUGGAUUGGUGGAUAUUGUGGUAUAUAAACAGGGAACAGGUUUUGAUAUUCAGACUUUACUUACUUUUCAUUGUUUUGAAAUUUAUUGUGUUAUAGAAGCUUGUAUUACCUGUUUUUAUGGUUGAAACAAUUUGAUGUACAUAUUUAAUAUGUAAUUAAUUAUUUUUGUCUGUACAUUUCUUGUACAUAUCAUUUGUAUAUCUUUGUAAGAAUUUGUAAGUAAAAUGUUUUCUUUUGUCAAAUUUUAUGAAUAGAUUUUAUAGAACUGUUUUGUAAAGAAAAAUCUUUUAAUGAAUUAAAUCUCUUUUUCUUUCUGCCAAAUAUACAUUCUAGCAGGCUAACUUCUUUUUGUUCAUUGUACAUAUUUGUAUUUUUUAUUUUUUUACUUCUCAGAAUACGAACAGUUAGUACAAAACUUCAAUCUUUACAGCGGCUAAACCAGGUAUAUAAUUUUCAAUUAUUGAUAGAUAUAAGAAAAUUUUGUAGGUUGUAUUUUUGAAUUUUUAAACUUUUUAUGCAAAAAAAAUGUUGUUUUAGGCUUAUAUCCGGUUUUCAACAAAAAUAUUUAUAGAAUAGUAACUUUUUUUUAAAAAGUUUGUAUAAGCUUCCACUGUCCAUAAAUGUUUCCUUCAAAAAAUAGUUUGGUUUUUGUGUGAUGUUUUGUCUGUGAAAGUGCUACUACAUUUGUGAUGGACUGUCAUAAUGCUAGUUAAUUGUUACCCGUUGAAAGGUGUCUGCUUUUGAUAACAUAUGUUUUCUACAGCAAUCUCAACAUAUUUGUGUAUUUUGUACGAAUUUAUCACAUUUUAGGCCAGUUUUCAUUUCAUUUACAUGUUAUUUACAAAUCAAUUUUGGCAUUAUAUGUCUCAUUGUUUGAUCGAAAAAUAAAUCACUAACAAAUAAUUUUUUGUUCUUUUGUGUAUGGGCAUUUUUUAUAAAUACAAAUUCUCAUUUUGAAAAUGAGAAGUUCUUUUGUUAAGAUUAAUAAUAAUAAAUUUGCUGAAUGAAAUAAGUGGGAAAGAUAAAUAUGACAUAUUUGUUAUUUUGCUGAUUUCAGUAUUAAGCAAUAUGGUAUAAGCAUGAUUUAUCUAAGAAAUAGCUUAUGAAAACAUUUUUCACAUUUGGAUGGGAUAACUAAAUUUUACUAAUUCACUUUUUUAAGGAAAAUUUUGAACAAAUAAAUGAGAAAAUCAAAAAGUGAUUGUGGUCUUCCAAAAAAAUGUGAGCACCUAAGCAAAUCAAAUUAAAGUUGUUUUCCUUGAAUAUAUUUUGUUCAACUUUUAAAUAGAUCAUUCAUAAAAUAACAUUUUUUUUUAACGGACCUCAGUUUCAUUAUUAUUAUACCACAAUGUAUAUUUUUCAUAAAAAUGUAUUUAUAACUGCGAUAAAAAUUAAAGAUUUCAGUAUUAGUGCUUUAAUUGUAUGAAAUCAUGUCCAUCUACAAGAGUCCAAAAUUGCCAUGAAUGUCUUUUAGAGGAUUUGUAAUAAAAAUAAGCAGCAAGAGCUCUUUUAAAGAAAAAAUCCUAGAACAUGUAUAAUUGAUUGUAAGUUUUACUGAAAUGUUCAAGACUUAUGAUUAUAUUUGUUGUCGUAAGAUUUUUUUGGUGAAAUGAGUCACUUGUCUUUUGCUAACUAAAAUAUUAUAAAUUGAUGAUCGUUAACAAAUUUACUAAUUUCAUGCUAGUGUCUGGAUUGAUUUUUAGCUACAAGAUCAAAUUUAUAAAAGGGAGAAAUUGAAAAUAGUCUUCUUAAGUAUAGCUAGAUGAAACGGUAUAAAAAUAAAUACAUUCUUUGGAAAUUAAAAAAAUUUCAUUUUCAAAUUUCAAAACAUUAGUAUUAAUAUUUUAAAGAUAUAUUAAAUUAAAUAAAUUGAAAUCUUAGUAAAUAAAAAUAAAUUUUGAAAAUAAUGAAAACAGUGUCUUAAUGAAGAAUAUCAGAUUCCUUACAAUUUAUCAUACAUGGUAUUUUUGGACUUGUUUAAUCGUCAUAUUCAUAUUUUCCAAAGCUGUGUAUAAUCUUUACAAGGUUGUAAAUUAUGAUUCUUAGUUGUACGACCUAUAAUUUUUUAGCUUUUGUUUUUGUUGACAGUUAUGAAAUCACUUAUGCACGGUGAUCUUCUGUUGUUGCUGUUUACUUGUUUUUUUGGUGCCCUUUUGUGACAAAAAGAGCAAUAAAUAUCAAAUAUAAAACUUA
Mytilus californianus (California mussel) is the source of this 8322-nucleotide messenger RNA. Its product is annotated as tyrosine-protein kinase SRK2-like. The transcript is spliced from 9 exons. Gene Ontology annotation, cellular component: extrinsic component of cytoplasmic side of plasma membrane. NCBI's taxonomy places the organism in Eukaryota, Metazoa, Mollusca, Bivalvia, Mytilida, Mytilidae. Gene Ontology annotation, molecular function: ATP binding; non-membrane spanning protein tyrosine kinase activity; metal ion binding. The record is from RefSeq and is a predicted model, not a curated record. Gene Ontology annotation, biological process: cell surface receptor protein tyrosine kinase signaling pathway; protein phosphorylation; innate immune response. Bases 882 to 2684 code for a protein of 600 amino acids.